AUGGAGAAGAUGAGGGUGAUGAAGUGGUAUUUCAAAAUGUAUAUGCAGCAAGCUUGGAGUGCAAGUGCACCUGCAGGACCUAGUGGAAGCUCUCGUGCAAGACCUAGUGGAAGCUCUCCUGCUACCCAUGUUUUGGUCUCGAGUCCUACUAUGUCACAAGUGGAAGAAGACUAUGUCGACAACAAUUCCGAUGAGAAUGAUGAGACUUAUGUAGAUGUAGAGCCUGAUGAGGAGUGA
Linum trigynum is the source of this 237-nucleotide messenger RNA. The record is from the annotation of a GenBank genome assembly. NCBI's taxonomy places the organism in Eukaryota, Viridiplantae, Streptophyta, Magnoliopsida, Malpighiales, Linaceae.